AGGGUAAAUCUACGUAGUGGAGGGACAAAAUUUAUGAACAUGAGGAUAUUUCUACUUACUUUGUUUCUAUCUUUAGCUCCCUUUUGUGAAGCAGCGUUUACACAUUCUCUUGAGAACGACCUAAGGACUCUACUCUUCACAACCAACAGUUACAACCGAUUUACACGACCACUGGGCCAAGUACCCAUCUCAGCCGAACUCAAUCUGCUGACCUUAACAUCUCUGAGUAUUAAAGAUCAGACGAUGGCGAUUGCCGGCUAUUUCACUUUUGUAUGGACUGACAAUCGAUUAUCUUGGAUUUCUGAUGCAACGUACAACACCGACAUACCAGCAUUUUACACCACACAAGACUAUGUGUGGAUACCGUCACUCUCAGUUACAAAUUCGAUAAGUGACAUUGCAGUUAUCAGUGACAACACAUUCAUCAUCCGUGUAGCUAAGGACGGUACCCUGAAGUGGACACCGGGUGGUAUCUACCAAACACAGUGUACAACAGACGUGACCUAUUAUCCCUUUGACAUACAAACUUGCUCAGUCACACUAACCACUUGGGGAUACACCAACAUUGAAAUAAGUCUAACAGGAUCAGGGGUGGAUUUAUCUUAUUAUGAACCAAAUGGAGAGUGGGAUUUCUCAUCUUAUUCUAUCACGUCCUCUACGCGCGCUCAUGGUGGAAAUAGUUUACCUCAGAUAAGCUUCAAUUUGACUUUCCGGCGGCGUCCCACAUUCCAGAUCAUGAACACUAUAAUUCCCAUGAUCCUUUUGGCUUCUUUAAGUUGUUUUGUUUUCCAACUUCCACCCGAUUCAGGAGAGAAGAUGGGGUACUCUCUUACAACUCUUCUGGCUUUUGCUGUUUACCUUACACUGGUGUCUGGAAAUAUCCCAACAACUUCCAUUAAUACGGCAACUCUUUCCGUGUACCUUAUCAUUAUGCUGGCUAUGGGAGUUAUAUCAGUUCUUUUGACAAUUUAUGUUCUGAAGUGUCACCACAGUCCCGAAGAUAGACCUAUUCCGAAUUAUCUCAAGAAAUUUUGCUUUCUGGCAUCUAAAAUAGCAUUCAUUGACGCUUGCUGCAAGCAAAAGAUUUACUCCAUUGACGACCCUGAAAUAGAAUCGAAAUCGAAAGAGGUUCCCAAGUCUCCAAAUGAAGAUUCGGAACUGUCUUGGCCGGAAGUAACAAGGAUUCUUGAUAAAUUCUUUUUUAGAUUCUAUGCUGUAUUUUUAUUAAUAGUUACAUUAUGUGUGGUUUUAACGCUUAUAAUCCAUUAUUAUACAGAUAGAUAA
Saccostrea echinata is the source of this 1284-nucleotide messenger RNA. RefSeq names its product acetylcholine receptor subunit beta-like. The coding region runs from base 34 to 1284 and encodes 416 amino acids. The transcript has 6 exons. Gene Ontology annotation, biological process: monoatomic ion transmembrane transport; nervous system process; signal transduction. NCBI's taxonomy places the organism in Eukaryota, Metazoa, Mollusca, Bivalvia, Ostreida, Ostreidae. The record is from RefSeq and is a predicted model, not a curated record. Gene Ontology annotation, cellular component: neuron projection; synapse; membrane. Gene Ontology annotation, molecular function: neurotransmitter receptor activity; extracellular ligand-gated monoatomic ion channel activity; transmembrane signaling receptor activity.